CAGGUCACCUCCUUCCUGAGAGCCGGUGGGAGACCCUGCCCUCCUCUGGGAUUACGUGGCCUGGGAGACGUGGUCAGCGAGGCUCGGAGCUUCUGUGGCUGUGGUCCAAGCCUGCCGUGGCGGUACUUGCAUGUGUUGGUGGAACUUUGGAGCUUGUUUACGUGGAAAUUCUGAGCCAUUUUGAACCGCUUGAAGGAGUGAGCUGCUAGCAUGAGCUCCCAAAGCCAUCCAGGACUCUACAGACAGCUUGGGAAUGACUCAGCCGGUUGCAUCCUCCCCACAGGGCAGAUGGACAUCCUCUCCGGAGCAGAGACGGAUCUGUUUUCAAAGGCAGGCUGGGACAUUUUCUCCUGAUCUUCUAAAUCACUUAUUAACGGUUGAGCUGGGCUGUGCUGCUCGGUGGGGAGCAGCUGAGAGCUGUCCAUCUUGGUGUUGUCUCACUUAGGGAGCAAGGAGAAGGACCAGACCAGUCCCUGGAGAAGUGUCUGAAAGAUUCCCUGAGAAGCUCCCUCCAGGAAACGUCCCCUCCAGCCAGAGAGAACGGAGUGCGGCUUCAUCUGACCUUCCAGAACGCGGCUGCCCGGACUCCAGCAGCACCCACCCGCAAAGCUGUUCUCUUUGACUCGCUCCCUCGUGUCCCUUCUCUGUCACUCGCUUGGUCAGCGUUGUCCAGCUGUGUGCUUGGGCCAGGACUCUGUGGGGACAGGACAGGCCCCACUCUGCCCUCGGGGGGCUCAUGACUGUGCGCGGUCUGCAUUAUCCGUAUUCCUCCUUGCAGCUGGUGGUCAGGGCUCGCCGUAGUUCCUUCCUCCUGCCCAAAGCUCUCUGGUUUUGUGGAUCGUAUCUCAAACAGGUGUAGAUGGACUUUCUGGCCGAGACCAGCCAGUGGAGCUGCUGAACCCUGCCCGCGUGAACCACAUGCCCAGCACAGUGGACGUGGCCGCGGCGCUGCCUUUGCAAGUCGCCCCCCCGGCGGUGCCCAUGGACCUGCGCCUGGACCACCAGUUUUCGCUGCCCGUGACGGAGCCCACCCUGCGGGAGCAGCAGCUGCAGCAGGAGCUCCUGGCCCUCAAGCAGAAGCAGCAGCUCCAGAGGCAGAUCCUCAUCGCCGAGUUCCAGAGGCAGCACGAGCAGCUCUCCCGGCAGCACGAGGCCCAGCUGCACGAGCACAUCAAACAACAGCAGGAGCUGCUGGCCAUGAAGCACCAGCAGGAGCUGCUAGAGCAUCAGCGGAAGCUGGAGAGACACCGCCAGGAGCAGGAGCUGGAGAAGCAGCACCGCGAGCAGAAGCUGCAGCAGCUCAAGAACAAGGAGAAAGGCAAAGAGAGUGCCGUGGCCAGCACGGAAGUGAAGAUGAAGUUACAAGAGUUUGUCCUCAACAAGAAGAAGGCGCUGGCCCACCGCAACCUGAACCACUGCAUUUCCAGCGACCCCCGCUACUGGUACGGGAAAACGCAGCACAGUUCCCUUGACCAGAGCUCCCCGCCCCAGAGUGGGGUGUCGGCCUCCUACAACCACCCGGUCCUGGGAAUGUAUGACGCCAAAGAUGACUUCCCUCUCAGAAAAACAGCUUCUGAACCCAAUCUGAAGUUACGGUCUAGGCUAAAGCAGAAAGUGGCCGAGAGACGGAGCAGCCCCCUGUUACGCAGGAAAGACGGGCCAGUGGUUACUGCUCUGAAAAAGCGUCCCCUGGAUGUCACAGACUCGGCAUGCAGCAGCGCCCCGGGCUCGGCGCCCAGCUCGCCCAACAACAGCUCCGGGAACGUGAGCACGGAGAACGGGAUCGCGCCCGCCGUUCCCAGCAUCCCGGCCGAGACCAGCUUGGCGCACAGACUUGUGACUCGGGAAGCCUCCGUGGCCCCGCUUCCCCUCUACACAUCACCGUCCUUGCCCAACAUCACCCUGGGACUUCCUGCCACUGGCCCUUCCGCUGGGGCAGCAGGCCAGCAGGAAGCUGAGCGACUCACUCUCCCAGCCCUCCAGCAGCGGAUCUCCCUCUUUCCCGGCACCCACCUCACACCAUACCUGAGCACAGCGCCCCUGGAGCGGGACGGCGCGGCGGCUCACAACCCCCUCCUGCAGCACAUGGUCUUACUGGAGCAGCCGCCUGCACAGACGCCCCUCGUCACAGACUGGUAUCUUUCAGGCCUGGGAGCACUGCCCCUGCACGCGCAGUCUCUGGUUGGUGCGGACCGGGUAUCCCCAUCCAUCCACAAGCUGCGGCAGCACCGCCCGCUGGGGCGCACGCAGUCGGCCCCACUGCCCCAGAACGCGCAGGCCCUGCAGCACCUGGUGAUCCAGCAGCAGCAUCAGCAGUUCCUGGAGAAGCACAAGCAGCAGUUCCAGCAGCAGCAGCUGCACAUGAACAAGAUUAUCCCCAAGCCCAGCGAGCCGGCCCGGCAGCCCGAGAGCCACCCUGAGGAGACGGAGGAGGAGCUCCGCGAGCACCAGGCCCUCCUGGAGGAGCCCUACCGGGACCGGCUCUCCGGGCAGAAGGAGGCACACACGCUGGCCGGAGUGCAGGUGAAGCAGGAGCCCAUCGAGAGUGACGAUGAGGAGGCCGAGCCCCCGAGGGAGGCGGAGCCGGGCCAGCACCAGCCUACGGAGCAGGAGCUGCUCUUCAGACAGCAAGCCCUCCUCCUGGAGCAGCAGCGCAUCCACCAGCUGAGGAACUACCAGGCAUCCAUGGAGGCCGCGGGCAUCCCCGUGUCCUUUGGCGGCCACCGGCCUCUGUCCCGGGCACAGUCGUCUCCAGCGUCUGCCACCUUCCCCAUGUCUGUGCAGGAGCCCCCCACCAAGCCGAGGUUCACCACAGGCCUGGUGUACGACACGCUGAUGCUGAAGCACCAGUGCACCUGCGGGAACACUAACAGCCACCCAGAGCACGCCGGGAGGAUCCAGAGCAUCUGGUCCCGGCUGCAGGAGACCGGCCUCCGAGGCAAAUGUGAGUGCAUCCGUGGACGGAAGGCCACCUUGGAGGAGCUGCAGACGGUGCAUUCAGAGGCGCACACCCUGCUCUACGGCACAAACCCCCUCAACAGGCAGAAACUGGACAGUAAGAAACUUCUAGGCUCACUCACUUCGGUGUUUGUCAGGCUGCCCUGUGGUGGUGUCGGGGUGGACAGCGACACCAUAUGGAACGAGGUGCACUCGUCAGGGGCGGCCCGCCUGGCCGUGGGCUGCGUGGUGGAGCUGGUCUUCAAGGUGGCCACGGGGGAGCUGAAGAAUGGCUUUGCCGUGGUCCGCCCCCCGGGACAUCACGCAGAAGAGAGCACACCCAUGGGGUUCUGCUACUUUAACUCUGUGGCCAUCGCAGCCAAGCUUCUCCAGCAAAGGCUGAACGUGAGCAAGACCCUCAUCGUGGACUGGGACGUGCACCACGGAAAUGGGACCCAGCAGGCAUUCUACAACGACCCAAAUGUCCUGUACAUCUCCCUACACCGCUACGACGACGGGAACUUCUUCCCGGGCAGCGGGGCGCCUGACGAGGUGGGCACAGGGCCGGGCGUGGGCUUCAACGUCAACAUGGCUUUCACCGGCGGCCUCGACCCCCCAAUGGGAGACGCGGAGUACCUGGCGGCCUUCAGAACGGUGGUCAUGCCCAUCGCGAACGAGUUUGCCCCGGAUGUGGUGCUGGUGUCAUCAGGCUUCGACGCUGUGGAGGGCCACCCCACGCCGCUCGGCGGCUACAACCUCUCAGCCAAAUGUUUCGGGUACCUGACGAAGCAGCUGAUGGGCUUGGCUGGCGGCCGGAUUAUUCUGGCCCUGGAGGGGGGCCACGACCUCACGGCCAUUUGCGACGCCUCGGAAGCAUGUGUUUCUGCUUUGCUGGGAAACGAGCUUGAUCCUCUCCCAGAAAAGGUUUUACAGCAGAGACCCAAUGCUAACGCUGUCCGGUCCAUGGAGAAGGUCAUUGAAAUCCACAGCCAGUACUGGCGCUCGCUGCGGCGGCCCUCCUCCACGGCGGGGCACUCGCUCGUCGAGGCCCAGAAGUGCGAGACCGAGGAAGCCGAGACCGUCACCGCCAUGGCCUCGCUGUCCGUGGGCGUGAAGCCGGCCGAGAAGAGACCCGACGAGGAGCCCAUGGAAGCGGAGCCGCCCCUGUAGCCCCCGACGCCACGGCUCUUGUCUGUUUGUCUCUGUCUUGAAGCUCCGCCGAGAAAAGCUCCUGCUCCUCCGCGUCCUGCCGCGGCGUUCUCGAGAGCACCAGGCACGGCGGGCGGCCCGGAGGCCCCUGCUGCGCGGACCCGGGGCUCCCGGCGGGCGGCCCUCCAGGACCCCGGACAGACGCCGGGCCGAGCGACACGCGGACACGCGCGGAGCCGGGCGCGCGGCUCCCACGGGGCGGCCGGAGGGAGGCGGCUGCGGCGGCUCGUGGCGGGGCUGCCCGAUUUAGCUGACACGAGGAAAAGAAAACGAAAAUCAAAGAUCUAAUAAUACAAAACAAACUUGAUUAAAACUGGUGCUUAAAGUUUAGUUAUUACCCACGAUUCCACAGUCUCCGUGUAAACCACUCAUCUUGUAGGUCGUGUUUUUAAAGAGCAAGUUUCUACGGCUCCGGCCGCCUCCGACCCGGGAGCGGUGGGGGCAGAGCGCACGCGCGUUUAAGGAAGAAAAACUGGACAAAACAGAAAUGCGAGCCUGCAGGGCUGGCUUUGGUUUCGCAAAGCCUUCGGAAGAUGCGAGUUUGUGCCUUUUUUUUAAUUGCUCUGAUGGAUUUUUGUGGCUGGGGUUUCUGAAGUCUGAGGAACAAUGCCUUAAGAAAAAAUAAACAGCAGGAAUUGGUGGGACAGUGUCCUGUGGCUGGUGGGGCCUGACAGUGCCCUGCGAGGGGCAGGGGCUGCAGGGUGCUGGCCUGGCGCUCAGAGCGGGCGCAGGCCGCUGCCGGCUGCUCCAGGGGCUGCAGUCCUGCGGCCCUGCUUUUGCUUUAUUGCUGUUGAAGAAAAAUGGAGGUAGUUCCAAAAAAGUGGCAAAUACUGUUGGGAGUUUUGAAGUCCAACAAAUUUUAAAUGAAUCCAAAGUGUUCUUUUCUCGUCCAUCCUAUAACAAUUGAGCAUCUCCAUUUGGUCGUGAAGCAUGCCCUAGGCACACUUUCAGUGUUACGAUCGGAAUGCUUUUUAUUAAAAGCAAGUAGCAUGAAGUAUUGCUUAAAUUUUAGGUAUAAAUAAAUAUAUAUAUGUAUAAUAUAUAUUCCAAUGUAUUCCAAGCUAAGAAACUUGAUUCUUAUGAAAUCUUGAUAAAAUAUUUAUAAUGCAUUUAUAGAAAAAGUAUAUAUAUAUAAUAAAUGCAGAUUGUAAAGGUCCCUGGCGAAUGACUGACUUGUGAAUUAGAUACCAAGGUGCUCAUGGAAGGGAUUUAGUCUGGCACUAGAGUAUUUUUGAACUCCACAUCAGACAGCGUUCAGAUCACCAACACAUUCGCCACUGGGCAGCUACCCUGAGAGUUUGUAUUUCAUUCUGAUUAUUUUCUAACAGAACUCCUUCUCGCUCCAAGCCUCCAUGCACAUAUGUACCUAAUGAGUUUUUAUAGCAAAGAAUAUAAAUUUGCUGUUGAUUUUUGUAUGAAUUUUUCACGGAAAGAUCCCGAAUAAGCCUUGUUUUGUGAAUUUUACAUUUUUUCUCACCAUUUAGCAGUUUUCUGAAUGGUAAUACUGUCUAAACCUUUUUUCCUUUCUAAUUUCUUGCUUGUACAUUUUUUUUAACUUUUAAAGGUUUUUUUUUAUGAUUUUCAUUUUUGUUUCUUUUUGUACAGUGAGCAGUUUUCUGCAGCACACAGAACUGUGGCCGCAGAGCUUAUUUUCAGAAAGUGAGCAUCAAAUGAGGAGAGGGGCCUGAGGUCUUUCGUGGUGGUACCAACCAUGUGUCUUUCCUGGUUCUGUCAUAGGAGCUGUAUCCAGAUGCGAAGGGGCUUUUGGCCCCUGCACAGCAGUAGCGUGAUGGGGGGGGGGGGGGGGGGUGGGUUCCCCUCCAUAGGGGAUGUGGGGGGAUCACGCAUGGCAGUGAGCUGGGUAACUUGCCCAGACACCACGGGCCAUCGGCAGUCCUAAAACUCAUGUUUAAACUUCUCUGACCAUGUGGUCAGGAUAGAAUUUUAGCUUCUGUUUUCCAAAGACCUUUUAAGCAUGUCAGCAAUGCAUGGGGCCAGAGUGGGGCCUGGCCCCCAUUCCUGGUUUUUCUGCUGCAGCCACAUGGCCCAGGCCCCUGGCUGGAAGCAGCAGGCCCUGGAUUUUAGAGGCUGCGGCUGCAGAGGCCCUCGCCGCCUGGCAAGCCUGCAGGGGCACACAGGUCCUGACCAGGGCAGCCAGUCUCGGCUCUUUUUCUCUUUGACGGUUACUGACCAUCACUUUUUACUGGUAACUUAUUUUCCAGCACUUGAAGCCACCAGUUUCAUUCCAAAGUGUGUAUCGAGCUCAGACUUGUGGGACGAAGUACAGGCCCAGCGUGCCCACAGGAGGGAACCCCAAGGCAGGUUUCUGAGAUUGGUGACGUUUACAGGGUAGCUUCUGAAAGAGACACUGACACAGCUGGACUUUUGACCCAAUAUAUCCAAAUUCUUGGAUUGGCUUGGUCACCAGGAUGCUGUUGGUCAAAUCCAGGGCAGCCGUUUGAGAGCAGGGCAGAAAGGGCUCAGGAUGUGUUUGACCAUCUCCUCCCUCCUGGCCACUCUGAAGCCCAACUUGACGGGAGCCGGUGUGUGGGAGCAGUUCCAUCCACCCCCGGCGUGAGCAGGGCGUUGGCGGGGCCCAGCGGCUGGCUCUUCUGGCCUCCUCGGGCUCCUCGGCACAGUCCGUGGGGACCCCUUGCCCCUGCCCUCUCUUGACCAGCCGUGGCUCUUGGGGAGUAAGACAUCAUCUCACGUUUUUUACAGAUGAUGCGAUAACGUGGACCUCUCGGUGGUCACGUUAUCAUUGUGGGCACUGACUUCCAACCCCAUUCAGCAGAGAUGGCUUCUACAGAGGGGCCCUGCCGGGGGAGCGUGUUUCGCUGUCAGCUCACUCCAGCUUCACAGACGUGCAGAGAGCGUGACCAUGUAGCCUUUUCUUUCCUUUGAAGACACACUUGGCCCUCUGCACGGCCAGACGUCCAGGGCGGACGCUGGAGGGCCUGCCCCAGGCUCCUCACGCCUCCCCUCUUGGCUCCCUGGACCUCUAGCCUUUUCCUCUCUUUGCAAAGGCCUUGGGGCCCUGACCGGGGAUCAGCAAGCGAGCACUUUAUGUCCCUUUGCGGGAAGCCCCACGACGCUGCCGGGACUCGCGGUGUCGCCCCUGCCCUCUUGGCUUUCCAGCUGCGCCACGACGCGCCCGAGCCCCACCAGCAGGCGGCCGUCCCGGGGCCGCACCCGACCGGCCGGGACUGGCAGCCCCUCCGGUUCCCAAGGGCCUCUUUGUCGAAGUGUUUCAGUUUUUCUUUACUUCUUUUGAAAGUCUGUUUCCAGAGGAAGGACCGUUUUGUAUUGGACACAAAAGUAGGUCUGAUUUUUGCAGCUCUAGCAAAGGAGUUUAUUGUUUUUAAUUUUUGAUCAGAACAUUCCUUCUUCCUGGUCACAGCCAUGUGCUCAUUCCAUUCUUCUUUUUGUAGACUUUUGGGCCCACGUGUUCUCUGGGCAUUGAUACAUAUAUAAAUAUAUAAAUAUAAAUAUAUAUGAAUAUAUUUUUUUAGGUUUCCUACAUCUGGAGGUUGCAUGGACUGUAACGGCCGCAUGUCUUUAUAUUGUAUACAGAUUUUGCACGCCAAACUCGGCAGCUUUGGGGAAGAAGAAAAAUGCCUUUCUGUUCUCUCAUGACAUCUGCAGAUACAAACGAUGGAAAUUUUUCUGUAAAACAAAACCUUGAAGGAGAGUUGGGGGGGAACGUUUGCGUCUUAUUGAACUUAUUCUUAAGAAACUGUACUUUUUAUUGUAAGAAGAAUAAAAAGGACUACUUAAACAUUUGUCAUAUUAAGAAAAAAAGUUUAUCUAGCACUUGCGACAUACCAAUAAUAGAGUUUAUUGUAUUUAUGUGGAAACAGUGUUUUCGGGAAACUGCGCAGAAUUCACAGUGAACUGCCUGUCUCUCUUCAGUUGAUUUGGAGGAAUUUUUUUGUUUCGGUUCUUUUUAUCUCCUUGCACGGGGCGAGGCGCACUGUGCCCACCGGCCCCCGUGACCGCUUAUUCUGAUGGAGAACCGGGUGGGCCCUGGGAAGCCCCUUUUCCAUGUUGACUUUUUAAUUACUUUUAGAUGAUGUAUGGCUAAGAUUUCACUUUAAACUAAGCAGUCGUGAACUGUGUGAGCACUGUGGUUUAAAAUUAUACUUUGCAUCGAAAGGAAAGCAUUUCUUCCUUGUGAUGAAGCGGAGGCUGCUCCGAGCUCAGCUCCCUUUGUGUCUGACAUGAUUAAAAGUCUCCUGUCGAAAGAAAAGGAAAGCGGACAGUUUCUGUUUGUUUGCUUUUUUGAUGUGUGUGCUCCAUAACGGGGGCGCCAUUUUCCAAUGAUGAGAAAGACAAACUAUAUCUAUAAUAUAUAUAUAAGGGGGGCUGACCCUGUUCACCCAAGAGCUUACUACCGACGUGUUCUCGAAAACACGGUUGGAACGACAGCACAUCCCACCCAAUGCCUGUCCGCGCCCGCGUGGGGCCGCGCGGGAGCCGCGACUGUGUCCUCUGUAAUCUCAUCGGUUCUCUCUGACCGUCUGGACCUUCCAAGGGUUCGCUCUUUUGCUCAGUGGGGUUGCAGAUUUUGUUCUUGGUUUUCCCAUUCUUGUUCUGUUCCAUGUGGGUGGAUUUUCGCCGACCGCGGUGUCCCCCUCCGACGGCCGACUCUGUUCAGUUCCCCAGGAGUCCAGUAUUUUGUACCUCAUCCUUCAACUGUUACUCUUGUGGUGUAAAUAAAGACAGCAUUAAUUGC
This is a messenger RNA of Equus quagga, 8881 nucleotides long. It is a transcript of the gene HDAC4, whose product is annotated as histone deacetylase 4. The transcript has 27 exons. Gene Ontology annotation, molecular function: histone deacetylase activity. Gene Ontology annotation, biological process: chromatin organization; negative regulation of transcription by RNA polymerase II. The record is from RefSeq and is a predicted model, not a curated record. Gene Ontology annotation, cellular component: histone deacetylase complex. The coding region runs from base 919 to 4107 and encodes 1062 amino acids. NCBI's taxonomy places the organism in Eukaryota, Metazoa, Chordata, Mammalia, Perissodactyla, Equidae.